Messenger RNA from Penicillium cataractarum, 1602 nucleotides. RefSeq lists its product as uncharacterized. The transcript has a single exon. Bases 1 to 1602 code for a protein of 533 amino acids. NCBI's taxonomy places the organism in Eukaryota, Fungi, Ascomycota, Eurotiomycetes, Eurotiales, Aspergillaceae. The record is from RefSeq and is a predicted model, not a curated record. Gene Ontology annotation, biological process: conidium formation; regulation of conidium formation; sexual sporulation resulting in formation of a cellular spore.
AUGUCGGACCGUGAGAAGAGUGAGGCAUACUUGCCCACAGCCCCAGAGCAGGCCGUUUGUCAUCAAUCCGGCUCCGAGGAUAGCAAUGGCGCCAGUUCGUCGGACUCGGAGAAAGUGGUCAAGCCAGAAAUUCCCAAGAAGCCAACACACAACCGGCAUAUCUCCAUUACACUAGAUGACUUGGAGGCUCAAACCAAAUCCGAGCUCCCGCUGAAGCGAUUCGCGUAUUUGAGAUAUGCGGUGUUUACCAUGUACCGACGCCUCUUUACAGUGGUAUUCCUGGUAAACUUGGCGUGCUUCAUCUACGUGAUGGUUGCUGAUCGCCAGAUUUUGGCUCUGGUGAAUGCAACGGCCGUGAACUUGGUAGCCUGUGGUUUAGCUCGCCAUCCAAUGGUGGUGAAUGGUAUCUACAGAGUGGUGUGCUCGCUUCCUAGGUCAGCACCACUUUGGUUGCGCCGCAUGGCCGCCAAGGCCGCCCAUUAUGGUGGUGUGCACAGUGGUUGUGGUACUGCUUCUUUGAUUUGGUAUGCGGGAUUCGUCGGUGUUGCAUCAAAUAUGUACUGGACGUCAACCCCAAUCAGUUCUUUGACAGACCGCACAUUCUCGACGGCUGCGAUCGCGGUUUCGUACGUGAUCCUUGUCCUACUUAUGGUCAUGAUUGUGGUGGCAUAUCCAGUCUUCCGCAGGAAGAUGCAUGACUACUUCGAGCUCACCCAUCGGUUCACAUCGUGGCUUAUCCUUGCCAUGUUCAUUGUCUUGGUGAUGCUCUUUGCCAACGACAUGGGUAAGGCAGAGGAGAAGUCCCUUGGAUACGCUCUGAUCACGCUCCCCGCAUUCUGGCUCUUGAUCGGAGCUGUGCUUGCAAUUGCUCAUCCCUGGCUCCUCCUAAGGAAGAUUCCGGUGCAGACAGACCCUCUUUCUCCGCAUGCUAUUCGGCUACACUUUAGUCACACGCCAAUUAGCUUUGCCAAGGGUAUCCAGGUGUCCAAGCAUCCUCUUCGAGACUGGCAUAGUUUUGCUGGCUUCCCAGACCCUUCUGAGUCUCUUGAGAAUAUCAGAAGGAUUCCAUCCGAAGAGAGAACUCCCGCGAAGCCACCUGCGGCCUAUAAGAAGGGACAUAAGCGCAACCAAGAGAGUUGGUCAAUUGUGGUUUCCAAGGCCGGAGACUGGACAUCGGACACAAUUAACAGUCCGCCUACCCACGUCUGGAAACGUGGUGCCCUGAUGCGCGGCGUUGGUUACGGUCUGCGUCUGUUCAAUCGUAUCAUCGUCGUGACCACUGGAUCUGGAAUCGGGCCCUGCCUUGGAUUCUUGGGCGAUGAACACCGGCCAAUGAUCAAAGUCGUCUGGCAAACUCGGAACCCGCUCAGAACGUACGGCCAGGGAGUCAUUGACCUGGUCCACCAAAUGGGCCCAGACCCAAUCAUUUUGGACACUUCUAAGGAUGGUCGUAUUGAUAUGCUUCCGAUUAUCCACCAACAAGUCCAGGAAUUCAAAGCGGAGGCAGUUUUCGUUAUCAGCAACCCACCCAUUACCCGCAGGAUUGUCUACGAGUUUGAAUCUCACGGCAUCCCCGCCUAUGGACCUAUCUUCGAUUCUUGA